Messenger RNA from Hemiscyllium ocellatum (epaulette shark), 3593 nucleotides. It is a transcript of the gene kat2b, whose product is annotated as K(lysine) acetyltransferase 2B. Gene Ontology annotation, molecular function: protein binding; histone H3 acetyltransferase activity. The record is from RefSeq and is a predicted model, not a curated record. Lineage: Eukaryota; Metazoa; Chordata; Chondrichthyes; Orectolobiformes; Hemiscylliidae. Gene Ontology annotation, biological process: positive regulation of transcription by RNA polymerase II; chromatin remodeling. Gene Ontology annotation, cellular component: histone acetyltransferase complex; nucleus. The transcript is spliced from 18 exons. Bases 120 to 2423 code for a protein of 767 amino acids.
GCAGGGCAAUGAGUGAGCUGCCACCACCAUCACCACCGCUGUGGUCACCAUUCCAGCCCGGAUCACUUCCUUAAAAAACUGCACAACAGUGCUGUGCACGUACAGAGCUGCUGGGAGCCAUGGCGGAGAGCGGCGGCGGCGGCGGUGGUGGAGGUGGAGGGCUAGGCGGGUUGCAGCAGGGAUCGCCGGCGGUGUGUGUCGCCUCCUCUGACUCGGUGCCUCCUGUGACGGUGUCGCUGGCUUUGCCGGUUGUCAGCUGCACCGCGGUUGCAGAGAGCGGCCGAUCCGCCGCCGCCGCGGGGAGUCAGCAGCAACAACAGCAGCAGCAGCGGGAGAGGAUUGCGCUGAGGAAGGCGCAGCUCCGCAACUACCCCCGGACAAAGAAACUGGAAAAACUCGGCGUUUAUUCCGCCUGCAAGGCUGAAGAAUCAUGCAAGUGCAAUGGCUGGAAAAAUCCAAAGCCCCCUCCAACUCCUCCAAGAGUAAGCCUCCAGCAGACAACUGUCAGUCUUACAGAACUGUGUCGGAGCUGUAACCAUACACUCACUGAUCAUGUUUCCAAUUUGGAAAAUGUAUCCGAAGAAGAAAUGAACAGGCUGCUUGGAAUAGUACUAGAUGUGGAGUACUUAUUUACCUGUGUCCACAAAGAAGAAGAUGCAGACACAAAGCAAGUUUAUUUUUACCUGUUCAAACUUUUGAGAAAAUGUAUUUUACAAAUGGGGAAUCCUGUGGUGGAAGGACCAUUAGGAAGUCCACCUUUUGAGAAACCCAGCAUUGAACAGGGAGUUAAUAACUUUGUGCAGUACAAGUUUAGUCACCUUCCAUCAAAAGAAAGGCAAACUAUUUGUGAACUGUCCAAAAUGUUUCUGAAUCGAAUCAACUACUGGCAGCUGGAAACUCCCUCACAACGGAGGCUUCGUUCACCAAAUGAUGAUGGUGCUGGAUACAAAGUUAAUUAUACAAGAUGGUUGUGUUAUUGUAAUGUUCCUCAGUUCUGUGAUAGUCUCCCACGACAUGAAACCACCCAGGUUUUUGGCAGGACGUUGCUCCGCUCUGUUUUUACUGUCAUGAGGCGCCAGUUACUGGAGAAAUCCAGGCAGGAGAAAGAUAAGCUACCAUUAGAAAAACAAACAUUGAUCCUUACCCAUUUUCCAAAAUUCCUUUCAAUGUUAGAGGAAGAAGUGUAUAGCCACAACUCUCCUAUAUGGGAUUUAGACUUCAUGGUGUCCUGUGGCAACAUCCAACUAGGAGUACAACAAGUUCCUGGGAUUCUGCCAAACACAAAAUCAUUUGGGUAUGGAUCGAGCCCAGCUUCUGAUCAAACCAACAUUGGAAGUUUGAGUCCUGUCUGGAGGAACAAAGCGGCUCUGAGCUCAGAGCAAAUAUUAGGAGAGAAAAGAAAACCUACAGAACCACUUACUAUGGAAGAUGCCAAGAGACAAAGAGUUUUGGGAGAUAUCCCAAUGGAGUUAGUGAAUGAAGUAAUGUCAACUAUCACAGAUACAGCUGCUAUGUUGGGUCCAGAGACUAGCUUACUAUCAGCACACGCAGCCAGAGAUGAAGCAGCAAGGCUUGAAGAAAGAAGGGGUGUAAUCGAGUUCCACGUUGUGGGAAACUCACUCAGCCAAAAACCAAACAAGAAAAUGAUGAUGUGGUUAGUUGGAUUACAGAAUGUUUUCUCCCAUCAAUUACCCAGAAUGCCCAAGGAAUACAUCACUCGGCUUGUUUUUGAUCCUAAACACAAGACCCUUGCUUUGAUCAAAGAUGGCCGUGUGAUUGGCGGUAUUUGUUUCCGGAUGUUUCCAACGCAAGGCUUUACAGAGAUUGUGUUUUGUGCUGUAACCUCUAAUGAACAAGUGAAGGGCUAUGGAACCCAUCUAAUGAAUCAUCUGAAAGAAUAUCACAUCAAACAUAACAUUCUGAACUUUCUGACUUAUGCAGAUGAAUAUGCAAUUGGCUACUUCAAAAAGCAGGGAUUCUCUAAGGAUAUAAAAGUUCCAAAAGUCAAAUAUGUUGGUUACAUUAAAGACUACGAAGGAGCCACUCUGAUGGGCUGUGAAUUGAAUCCAAGGAUCCCGUACACCGAGUUCUCAGUGAUCAUAAAGAAACAGAAAGAGAUUAUAAAGAAGUUGAUAGAAAGAAAACAAGCACAGAUUCGAAAAGUGUACCCAGGACUCUCUUGCUUUAAAGAAGGAGUGCGACAGAUUCCUAUUGAAAGUAUACCUGGAAUAAGGGAAUCUGGUUGGAAGUCGAGUGGAAAAGAAAGAGGUAAAGACUCCAGAGACCCUGACCAGCUUUACAAUAUCUUAAAAAACAUCCUGCAACAAGUAAAGAGUCACCAAAGUGCUUGGCCAUUUAUGGAACCAGUUAAAAAAACUGAAGCCCCUGGCUAUUAUGAAGUCAUUCGCUUUCCAAUGGGUUGAAAGAUUCUACAACUGACAAGGCUCAACUACCAACACUAAGGGCCUACUGGAUUCCAAUAAGCCUGACCUCAUGGAAACCCAGAACCAAAGCUUCAACAGCAUGGGUACAAGACUUGACCCCAUGGUGAUCAAAGAUAGAGGAGGCCUGACAGAACCAACCACAAGACUCCCUAGAUGCUCAAGACCUCACCCUGGUGCCCAGAAUCUCGUUGGAAGCACACCCUUUCCAGAGCAGCAGACUUUCCUCACUGAUGCCCGGGAUCAACUAAGAGCAAACACCUAUUCAACAAACGUAGGAGACAUACUGGACUUCAGGUGGAGACUAAAACUUCAGGGUUUCAAGUACCCCUCCCCAGCACACUCAUGGCAAAUGUCCAGGCCAUGGAGAACAAAAUAAACAAAGAGAACAAAGAAAAUUUACAGCCCAGGAACAGCCCUUUGGCCCUCAAGCCUGAGCUGAUCAGAAUGUACUGUAUAAACCUGUCGGUUGGUUCCUAAGCAUCUGUAUUCCUCUACUCCCCACCUAACUUAAAAGGAAAUUGAGAAACUGCUGAGUUACAGAGACAUGGCUCCCUCCUGUCACACCUGACUAUGCCUUUCAACAUGAGGAUUUCUGAGUUCAAUGGAUAUACCACUCAGUGUCCUCAGACAAGGCAUGUUGGGGUCUGCCUCCUAAUCAACAGCUCCUGGCACGCAGACAUUGCAACCCUGGUGAUUAACUGUUCCCCAGACCUAGAAAAUCUUACAGUUCAAUGCCAACCCUACUACCUGCCACACGAAUUCACCUCCGCUACCCUGACAGUGGUCUACAUCCUCACCCACGUGGAAGUGAAGACAGAAUAGCCCAAAACCAUGUUCAUCUUAACUUGUGACUUUAACCAGUCCAACCUUGAGAAUGUGCUACCAAAAUACCAUCAACAUGUCUCCUGUCCCACCAGAGGUCCGAACAUUCUUGACCAUUGCUAUACAACCAAAGAUACAACUACCCCAUUCCUCAUCCACAUUUUGGAAAAUCAGAUCACAUUGCCAUGCUCCUCUUCCCAGUUUACAAAGCAGAAAUUGAAGCAUGAGGAACCAGUACAGAAAAUAGUGCAGUGUUGGUCUGAGGCAAUGGAAGGGCAUUCAUACGACUGCUCAGAGUCGAUGAACUAUUCCAUGUUCAAGAAUUCA